Messenger RNA from Haliotis rufescens (red abalone), 825 nucleotides. Its product is annotated as acanthoscurrin-2-like. NCBI's taxonomy places the organism in Eukaryota, Metazoa, Mollusca, Gastropoda, Lepetellida, Haliotidae. Bases 118 to 825 code for a protein of 235 amino acids. The record is from RefSeq and is a predicted model, not a curated record. The transcript has 3 exons.
GCGUGACCUGGAAUGAAUAACGGUGCUGUGUAUAUAAGAGUCAUCGGGCUAAGCUAAUCAUCACACCAACUCGAGAUUCGGGCUUCAUAACAGCGAGCACCGUCCCAACACUCAACCAUGAAGAUCGUUGCCGUUUUGCUCGCCGCUCUUUGCGCAUGUGCUCAUGCUGGCUUUCCUCUGAAUGGUCAUGGUCUCCUUGGAGGCGGUUUCCAAGGAAACGGUUUCGGUUUCGGAAGAGGCCUCGGUUCUGGUCACGGCCGCUAUACCUACAGCUACAAAGGCUACAACAACUACGGCAACGGCAAUGGCCACGGGCCUUUCGCUGGCCAUGGCUUUGGAAACGGUGUUGGCCAUGCUGGUUCCUUCGUUGGUGGACAUGGAUUUGGAAAUGCCGGUCCCUUUAUGGGCGGACGUGGUUUUGGACAUGGAGUUGGUCAUGCUGGUCCCUUCGUCGGCGGACAUGGUUUCGGAGGGGCUGGCUCAAUCUUCGGCAGACAGGGUCUCGGAGCGUCUGGUGCCUUCGUCGGUGGUCAUGGCUUUGGUCACACUGGUCCCUUCGUCGGCGGACAUGGAUUCGGAGGGGCUGGCUCAAUCUUCGGCAGACAGGGUUUCGGAGAGUCUGGUCCCUUCGUCGGUGGACAUGGCUUAGGAGGGUCUGGGUCAAUUCUUGGCGGACAUGGGGUAGCUGGACACGGAGCUUUCGGGGGGCUAGGAGGACAUAGUCUUUUUGGAGGUUUUGGAGGGCGUGGUCUUAUUGGUGGUCAUGGCUUUGCCGGUCUCUUUGGAGGACAGGGGUCCUUCUUUGGGCACGGCAUUGGUCACUAA